AAAAAAAGUCCAGUACAAACGAGGAAUGAUAACGCUAGUCUAGAACAAAAAUAGAAAAACCCCGGAGUUCAAGUCACGGUUGAAGACUUCGUGCCUUUCAUGGGCACAGGCGAAUCUAAAUUUUUGGGAGGUGUUGCCUCUGUAAAGGGCGUGGAGGGAUUUAAUCCCGAGUCAGCAAAGAAGAGAUUCUUUGAGAUAUAUCUGGAUAAGUAUGCAAAGCCAAAUUCUGGCAUAGGCUUCCCUGGUGCAUACGAACUUGUAGUGCAGAUAUACCUGCAACGAAAGCAUUUUAAUGCUCAUUUUCACAAAUUUUAUUUGCUGUUGAAUGUUACUGCUACUGAAUAACUGUGUAAAA
This is a messenger RNA of Salvia splendens (bonfire salvia), 355 nucleotides long. Its product is annotated as protein SUPPRESSOR OF QUENCHING 1, chloroplastic-like. The coding region runs from base 100 to 345 and encodes 81 amino acids. The record is from RefSeq and is a predicted model, not a curated record. NCBI's taxonomy places the organism in Eukaryota, Viridiplantae, Streptophyta, Magnoliopsida, Lamiales, Lamiaceae. The transcript is spliced from 3 exons.